Messenger RNA from Polyodon spathula (Mississippi paddlefish), 1031 nucleotides. Its product is annotated as guanine nucleotide exchange factor VAV2-like. Gene Ontology annotation, cellular component: cytoplasm. The transcript is spliced from 11 exons. Lineage: Eukaryota; Metazoa; Chordata; Actinopteri; Acipenseriformes; Polyodontidae. Gene Ontology annotation, biological process: intracellular signal transduction; cell migration; regulation of GTPase activity. The record is from RefSeq and is a predicted model, not a curated record. Gene Ontology annotation, molecular function: guanyl-nucleotide exchange factor activity. The coding region runs from base 175 to 924 and encodes 249 amino acids.
GCUUGUGUUCUCUCUCACAGGCCGUUCCCUUCAGAAGAUACAGCAGAGAAUGAAGAUGACGUGUACAGGAGCUUGGAGGAGCUGGCAGAUGAGCAUGAUGUUGGCGAGGAUGAUAUUUAUGACUGUGUCCCAUGUGAGGACGAUGGAGAUGAUAUCUACGAGGACAUCAUCAAGAUGGAAGUGCGGCAGCCCAUGAUUAGGUAUAUGCAGAAAAUGGGAAUGACCGAAGAUGACAAAAGAAACUGCUGCUUACUCGAAAUCCAGGAAACGGAGGCCAAAUACUACAAAACUCUGGAAGACAUUGAAAAGAAUUAUAUGGUUCCACUCAAGCAAGUUUUAAACCCUCAAGAAAUGGAAGCCAUUUUUGAUAACCUGGAGGACUUAAUCAAGGUACACUUUGCAUUGUUGAGAGCAAUCGAUAUGGCUAUGAUGGCAGGAGGAGCAGAUGGACUAGCUAAAAUAUUCCUGGACUUCAAGGAACGGCUCUUGAUUUAUGGGCAGUACUGCAGUCACAUGGAAAACGCCCAGAAGACUCUGGAUCACCUGAUAGCAACACGUGAAGACGUCAAGAUGAAAGUGGAGGAGUGUACAAUGAAGGUGCAGGAAGGCAAAUUUAAACUUCAAGAUCUGCUGCUGGUUCCCAUGCAGAGAGUUCUGAAGUAUCACCUCCUGCUGAAAGAGCUUGUGAGCCAUUCCACUGAGCGGCCUGAUAGACAGCAGCUGAAAGAGGCUUUGGAGGCCAUGCAGGACCUAGCCAUGUACAUUAAUGAAGUGAAAAGGGACAACGAGACCUUAAAGAAAAUGAGUGAAUUCCAGAGCUCGAUAGAAAACUUACAAGUGAAACUGGAAGAGUAUGGGAGGCCAAAGAUAGAUGGAGAGCUGAAGGUGUGCUCUAUAAUGAAUCGGACAAAACAGGACAGGUAAGUAAACUGAGGAGGGGCAGUUUACAUCCAUGCAUGAGUGGGGGGUUUCACAAGACAGACACAAUGAAUAUCAUUUCCAUAGCCAGGCAUCAGACAGAAACCCAUAUC